Trachymyrmex septentrionalis is the source of this 660-nucleotide messenger RNA. RefSeq names its product odorant receptor 13a-like. Gene Ontology annotation, molecular function: olfactory receptor activity; odorant binding. Gene Ontology annotation, cellular component: plasma membrane. The transcript is spliced from 3 exons. Gene Ontology annotation, biological process: sensory perception of smell; detection of chemical stimulus involved in sensory perception of smell. Lineage: Eukaryota; Metazoa; Arthropoda; Insecta; Hymenoptera; Formicidae. The record is from RefSeq and is a predicted model, not a curated record. The coding region runs from base 1 to 660 and encodes 219 amino acids.
AUGAUCAUGAAGGAUUGGAUAAAAAUAAAAAAUGAUCAAGAGAGAAAUUUAAUGAUACGAAGAGCGCAAACUGCACGAAUAAUUAUUAUUUGUUCUUACUGCAUAAUGGGAUUACAAUGGUCUUUUAUUUCUGUGCUGCCUAUUUUUGGAGUGACAAUGAGACUGACACCUAAUAUUACUGAUCCAGGAAGGAUACCAAUGCCUUUACAAUCUCAUUAUAUUUACGAUAUAACAAAAAGGCCGCAACAUGAAUUAACAUUUAUUAGUCAAGCAAUCUAUGUAGCUAUCGGUAUGAUGGCCUAUACUGGAGUGGACAAUUUUCUCAGUCUCGUGGUUUUUCAUAUAUGCGGACAAUUAGACAUUCUUGAAAAUCGUAUGCAACAUUUGGAUAAAUACAAAAAUUAUCCCAAAAUGCUGAAACGCUGCAUAGAAAAACAUAUACGUUUGCUUAGAGCUAUUGAUAUCAUUGAAGAUACGUAUAAUGGAAUACUUCUCUCUUUAUUUAUAUAUUUUGCGAUACUCUUUGCUUUCUAUGGAUUUCGGAUAAUUAGCGUAAUCGUUUUAAUAAAUUUCGCACUUAUUAAGAUUUCUGCAGGUAGAUUUCGAAUGGGCGGUAAAACUAAAUCGUUUCACUUUAAAUUUGAUUGGACUUUGGCCUAA